Molecule: messenger RNA, 1047 nt
Organism: Tremella mesenterica DSM 1558
Lineage: Eukaryota; Fungi; Basidiomycota; Tremellomycetes; Tremellales; Tremellaceae
Exons: 9
Coding region: 1-1047 (348 amino acids)
Molecular function (GO): oxidoreductase activity, acting on the CH-OH group of donors, NAD or NADP as acceptor
Source: RefSeq, a predicted model, not a curated record
AUGACCAACAAGAUCGCCGCCAUCACCGGUCAAAACGGUUUCAUCGCACUUCAUACCGCUCUCUGGUUCCUGGAGCACGGUUGGGAUGUCCGUGGUUCAGUCCGAUCUGAAUCUAAAGCUCAGCUGGUACGUGAGAACCCAACGUUUGUCAAGUAUGCCCAAGAAGGAAGGUUGGAACUUAUUGUUGUCCCUUCUUUGAGUGGAGAUGUUACCAAGCUCUUGGAAGGUGUCGCGGCUGUUGUUCAUAUUGCUACUCCUAUGGACAUGGAAGGAAAAGGAUGGGAAUCUUACGUCGGUGAUGCCAAAGCGGACGUCACCAACCUCCUUACUGCGGCAAGCAAAGUUCCGACUAUCGAAGCCUUUUCCGUCAUGUCAUCUUGUGCCCUUCAUCUCGACCCCUUCAACGGAUUUCAAGGAGAGCCAGGCAAGACGUACAGUGAAGAAGAUGUUAGUCCCGUUACAGAGGAACAAGCUGCCAAUGCGACUUUGGACAGUAUGAUUGGAUGGGUUACCAGAUACGGAAAGAUGAAGGAACUUACCGAACAAGAAGCUAUCAAAGUACAUGCUGCUCUUGGAGCUAAAUUCACUUUGACGUUGAUCCGACCUACAAUGGUAUCCGGUCCUUCGUUAGAUGUAACUUCUCCCGAAGGAGUACCCACAGCUAGUGUAUCAAGCAGAAAUAUGUUAGCUUUGAUCAGUGGUAAAGAUUCUCCUGUCCAACCUGAUCUCGGGUUCCUCAGUGUUGAUGCUCGUGAUGUCGCAAAAGCAUUUUACGAAGUUGUUGUUCGUAAAACUUCCGGAGCGUAUAUCUUGAAUGGUCCUACAUACGAUAAUCAACUUCUUGUCAAUGUAGCUCGUUCCGUUCGUCCAGAUUUAGACAAAUACAUUCCUCUUGGUAAUCCUGAAAAACUUCCUUCAAAGGAUGUAUCUUAUAUUUUCCCAGGGGCUAAAGCUACUAAAGAGUUAGGUGUAGAAUACCAUACAUUAGAAGAAAGUAUUCGUGAUACUCUUGCAUACUUUGAACAAAUCGGUUUGUUCAAGGCGUGA